CUCAUCUAAACUCCGGGUGGAGCUACACCUGCUUGUCUUCGUCUUUAGACUUUCUAGUGCAAUAUUUGUGUUUAAAGAAGAAAAUUAGGAAUCGUUGAGAGCGUAUAAGAGAAAAGAGUAAAAUCCUGUUUACAUCUUUGUAUUAUUUUUCGUGUUUGUGUGUACGUGUAUCUAAAAAUUCGCACGCGUGUGUUUUACAUUACUUUUCUAUGGGUGGUUGUGUUCCUCGGAUCGAUUUUAAAGCCUUGGAUGAAAAAGAAUCCUUAUUGCUUCCCAGCUUCCCAAGACUCAAUAAACACCGGAAUGAGGGUCGGGUUCCUGACGCUGCUGCUGGUAGCCUGUCAAGCGGAGUCGUGGGCGGCGGUUUUUCCACGGUCGCCUAACCUCGAUACGUUGGAGAAGCGGUUAGAGCACGCCCGCAAGCUGCUCAAGGAGGCGCCUCUCGUUGAUGGCCACAACGACCUCCCACUGAGCAUCCGGCAUCUGCUGGAGAACCGCCUGCAGGAUUUCUCCUUCGACAGGAACCUCUCGGCGAUCGAGCCCUUCGCGUCCGAGUCCCCCCGGACCGACCUGGUCAAGCUCCGGGCGGGCGGCGUCGGAGGACAGUUUUGGUCACUCUUCACUCCAUGUUGGAGUCAGUUUAAGAAUGCCGUCUCACUGGUACUGGAGCAAUCUGACGUCGUGACAAGGCUGGUGGAAAGGUACCCCGACCACCUGCAGCUGGUUACUACUGCUGAUGGCAUCAUGUCGGCGCAUGCGCAGGGCAAGAUCGCCUCUCUGAUGGGCGUUGAGGGCGGCCACAAUAUCGACUCCUCCUUGGCGGUGCUGAGGACUCUAUACCGCGUGGGCGUCCGCUACCUGACUCUCACCCAUACUUGCAACACGCCCUGGGCCGAUUCCUCGAACGCAGAGCUGGAAAAGGGAAAACAAGUGUUGGAAUCAGGAGGUUUAAGUCGCUUUGGAGAGACCGUCGUCAAGGAGAUGAACCGCCUGGGGAUGCUGGUCGACCUCUCCCACGUCGCCACGCCCACCAUGCUCGACGCCCUUCGUGUCACCCGCGCGCCCGUCAUCUUCUCUCACUCCUCCGCCCGCGCCCUCUGCAACGACUCCAGGAACGUCCCCGAUGAUGUUCUCCUGAAGGUGCGAGACAACGGCGGCCUGGUCAUGGUAACCUUCGUGGCUCGAUUCCUGUCCUGCGGUCCGACGGCAACCCUCCAGCACGUUGUCGACCACAUCAACCACAUCCGUGACGUGGCUGGGGUGGACCACGUCGGCCUGGGUGGAGACUACAACGGAACCCCGGUACUGCCUGAAGGACUCGAGGACACCAGCAAGUACCCUUACCUCUUCGCCGAACUGCUGAAGGACUCUAGCUGGACUGAGGAGGAUCUGAAGAAGCUGGCGGGCUUGAACCUUGUCAGGGUGUUCCGCCAGGUGGAGCAGGUGAGAGACCAGCUGGCAGCGGAGAGCCCGUGGGAGGAUCGGCUCGCAGGAGAAAUCGCGGCGAAACACGAGACCUGUGCGCCGCCAUUCCGGAAGGGACGCUGAGCCAUCUCGUUUGGGGUUCCUCUGCUGUCUCCUAAGUUCCGAUUCCAAUGAUUGUGUCGUUCUUGAACCUGUGUUUUACUUAUUGGAUUUGAUUAAGCUCAUGAUUUCUUUGUCAUUUCGAUAUUUUUCUAAGGUAGUACCUCUAUCUCUGCUCGUUUAUUUGAUGUCAAAAUGCUAUAUGACCUUUAACGUCUAGCAAAUUUAAAUGUUUUAUCCAUUAUAAAUUUACCAUUUGA
This is a messenger RNA of Penaeus indicus, 1784 nucleotides long. RefSeq names its product dipeptidase 1-like. The transcript has 10 exons. The record is from RefSeq and is a predicted model, not a curated record. Lineage: Eukaryota; Metazoa; Arthropoda; Malacostraca; Decapoda; Penaeidae. Gene Ontology annotation, molecular function: metallodipeptidase activity. The coding region runs from base 250 to 1548 and encodes 432 amino acids. Gene Ontology annotation, biological process: proteolysis.